AUGGCGCCACGGACAGCAAAAGGCAAGAAGCCACAAGACUCGGGGAGAACCCUGAAGCGCAAGCGUGGUGAAGAUGAGAUCUCAUCCCUUGUCAAGCGAGUCGAAGAGCUCGACCUCAAAGCCUCCAUCAAAUCCUUCUCCGAUCUUCCUCUCUCCGAACCAACAGCCGCUGGACUGUCAGCCUCUCACUUCAAGACCCUCACCGACAUCCAGUCCCGUGCUAUCAGCCAUGCGCUCAAGGGUCGCGAUAUCCUCGGUGCCGCCAAGACCGGUAGCGGAAAGACCCUCGCGUUCCUCGUCCCCAUCCUCGAGAACCUCUAUCGCAGGCAAUGGACCGAAUUGGAUGGCCUCGGUGCCUUGAUUCUGUCGCCGACGCGCGAGUUGGCUAUCCAGAUUUUUGAGGUCCUCCGUAAGGUCGGCCGUAACCAUGCUUUCUCAGCUGGUCUGAUCAUCGGUGGAAAGAGUUUGCGCGAGGAACAGGACCGAUUGGGACGCAUGAACAUUCUGGUUUGCACGCCAGGUCGUAUGCUGCAACAUCUGGAUCAGACUGCUAUGUUCGAGACGAAUAACCUGCAGAUGCUGGUGCUGGACGAAGCCGAUCGUAUCAUGGACAUGGGUUUCCAGAAGACCGUGGAUGCGAUUAUCGACCAUCUCCCUACCAAGCGCCAGACUAUGUUGUUCAGUGCUACACAGACCAAGAAGGUCGGUGAUUUGGCUCGUCUGAGUUUGCAGGAGCCCGAGUAUGUCUCGGUUCACGAAUCUGCUGCUGCUGCCACCCCGUCGACUCUACAACAACACUACACCGUUACUCCCCUGCCUCAGAAACUCGAUACCCUCUGGAGUUUCAUUCGCAGCAAUCUCAAAUCCAAGACCGUGGUCUUUUUGUCUUCUGGCAAGCAAGUUCGUUAUGUUUACGAGGCCUUGCGGCACCUGCAGCCUGGUAUUUCUCUUAUGCAUUUGCACGGACGUCAGAAGCAGGGUGGUCGGUUAGAUAUUACUACCAAGUUCUCCCAGGCCCAGCACGCAGUCCUCUUCGCUACUGAUGUUGCUGCUCGUGGUCUGGAUUUCCCAGCAGUUGACUGGGUUAUCCAGAUGGACUGUCCCGAAGACGCUGAUACCUACAUUCACCGUGUCGGACGUACAGCCCGAUAUGAGCGUAUCGGUCGUGCUGUGCUAUUCCUGGAUCCCAGUGAGGAGCAGGGCUUCCUCAAGCAACUUGAGCACAAGAAGGUCCCCAUUGAGAAGAUCAACAUCAAGGCCAACAAGCAACAGAGUGUCAAGAAUCAACUGCAAAACAUGUGUUUCAAGGACCCAGAGCUGAAGUACCUGGGCCAAAAGGCUUUCAUCUCCUACGUCAAGUCGAUCUACGUUCAAAAAGACAAGGAGACCUUCAAGAUCAAGGAGCUCCCCUUGGAAGAAUAUGCAGGCAGUUUGGGUCUUCCUGGUGCUCCCCGUAUCAAGUUCAUCAAGGGUGACGAUGCGAAGGAGCGCAAGAACGAGUCCUGGAGAAUGGCCCAUAUGUCCGACGACUCGGACGCCGAAGGCAAGAAGGACCAGAAAGAAGAGGUGCGCACACGUUACGACCGUAUGUUCGAGCGACGAAACCAGGGUGUCCUGGCGGAACAUUACUCCAAACUUAUCAACGACGACGGCACCAUGGUGGCCACAGGCGCGAAGGAACAUGCUGCGGACGAAGAUGCCGACGAGGAUGCCGACUUCCUCUCCGUCAAGCGCCGCUUUGCUGCCGGCGACGAAACCCUCGGUCAAGGUGCCUCUUCCGAAUCUGGCUCCGACAGGUCCGAGUCUGAAUCCGAGGAGAUCCCCAAGGGUGCCAAGGUGGUGCAUUUGGAAGGCCAGGACCCACUUAUCAUCGACUCCAAGCGCCGCGAGAAACUCCUCAAAUCCAAAAAGAAGAUGCUCAAGUUCAAGGGCAAGGGUACGAAGCUGGUCUACGACGACGAGGGCAACGCCCACGAAGUCUACGAAAUGGAAGACGAAGAACAAUUCAAGGCCCGCGGCGACGCCAAGUCCCAACGCGAGAAGUUCCUUGCAGGCGAGACGGAGCGUGUCCGCGAAGCCGAUAUCGAGGACAAGGAGGUCAUGCGCGAAAAGCGUCGCGAGAAGAAGGAGAAGCGCAAGGCCCGCGAGCGUGCCGAAGCCGAAGCCGAGGCUGCCUCAGACGACGAGGAAGGUGGUGUCAGUCUCUCGCAUCUUCCUCAUGUUCCUUUCGAGAUUCCUGGCGACUCGGAUUCUGGCUCUGCUUCCGAGGAGGAGAAGCCCCGUCCCAGCAAGAAGCAGCGUGUCUCUUUUGCCAAGUCGGACAGCGACAGCGACAGCGGCAAGCCGGCCAAGAAGAGCAAAAAGAGCCAAGAGCCCAAGUCUAUCGAGACUUUGGGAGACCUCGAGGCUUUGGCCAGUGGUCUUUUGGGUUGA
Molecule: messenger RNA, 2433 nt
Organism: Penicillium antarcticum
Lineage: Eukaryota; Fungi; Ascomycota; Eurotiomycetes; Eurotiales; Aspergillaceae
Gene: dbp4
Product: RNA-dependent ATPase HCA4
Exons: 1
Coding region: 1-2433 (810 amino acids)
Biological process (GO): rRNA processing
Cellular component (GO): nucleus
Molecular function (GO): ATP binding; RNA helicase activity; nucleic acid binding
Source: RefSeq, a predicted model, not a curated record